This is a messenger RNA of Vespula pensylvanica (western yellowjacket), 1586 nucleotides long. RefSeq names its product E3 ubiquitin-protein ligase XIAP-like. The record is from RefSeq and is a predicted model, not a curated record. NCBI's taxonomy places the organism in Eukaryota, Metazoa, Arthropoda, Insecta, Hymenoptera, Vespidae. Gene Ontology annotation, cellular component: nucleus; cytoplasm. Gene Ontology annotation, molecular function: ubiquitin protein ligase activity; cysteine-type endopeptidase inhibitor activity involved in apoptotic process. The transcript is spliced from 3 exons. Bases 303 to 1511 code for a protein of 402 amino acids. Gene Ontology annotation, biological process: negative regulation of apoptotic process; regulation of cell cycle; positive regulation of protein ubiquitination.
AUAUUCAUUUUCAAAAAACUAUUAGAGAUGAUUAGUUGAAAUCUGUAGAUUUUACGGAUCUUCCUAAAAAAAAGAUAUGCACACGACUCAUCUCUUGCGAAUCUUCUAAAAAAAAAUUUGAGGUGGCAAUACUGUUUUGCGUUGAAAGAAUAAAUUCACAGAGCCCUCUAUAAAAUCGAUAUUCAUUAAAUAAAAACAAUCUACUCGUGGAAGAUUCGUGCUUAUUGCUAUUUCAUCUCAAUUAUAAUUCAGAUUUAACCAACAAAAAUUAUAACAAUUACAAGGACAAAAUUAAUUACAGAAUGACAAAUAUCGUUCAACAAAACAACUUUCCACAUAGUUUAAAUCCACUUAAGAAAUCUGAAAAUUUACCACCGCCGUUGCAAGUACCUCUACAAACAAGAACCGAAGUAAAUAAUUUAGAUUAUAGAUUUGAAGCUAUUAGAUUAAAAAGCUUUCAAAAUUGGCCAGUUUCUUUUAUAGAACCUAGAAUUCUUGCAGCAGCUGGUUUCUAUUACAUGGGUAAAACUGACAGAGUAAAAUGCUUCGAAUGUGAGACAGAAAUAUAUAAAUGGGAAAAAGGAGAUAUUCCUAUGAUUGAUCAUGAACGCUCUUCACCAAAUUGUCGUUUUGUUAGAAAUAUUCCAUGUGGUAAUGUACCUAUCGAUGUUGACUCAGCUUCAGUAAUUCUGCCAAGUCCUCGAAGUCAAGAUGUGUGUGGAAUACACGAUACAGAAAUGCUGCCAGAGCCGGAUCAAAAAUACAUGGAACAAGACUUUUCACACAAUAAAUUGAGAUCUUUAGGGCUCGAAAGACCUAGGCCACCAGCAUAUCCGAAAUAUGUUAACUUAGAAUCUAGAUUACGUACUUUUGAUACAUGGCCAAAAUCUUUACCACCGUACAAAGAAGAAUUGGCUGAUGCAGGAUUUUUUUAUACUGGAAGAGAAGAUCAAACAUUAUGUUUUCAUUGCGGGGGUGGUUUAAAAGAUUGGGAACCUGAGGAUGAUCCAUGGGAUCAACACUCCAAAUGGUUUUCUAAAUGUUAUUAUCUUUUAGUGGUUAAAGGAGAAGAAUAUGUGAACACGGUGACGCAACAAUGUGUAGUAUCGUCAUCUAGGAAGGAAACUUUAAAUUUGAAAUUGCCUUCUUACAUCCAGAAGAUUGGACAUACUUCCAUGCAAAUCGAACAACCUCAAGAAGAAAUUUCUGAAAAAACAAAUCUUAAAAAUAAUCCUGGUUAUAGUGUUAAUUCCAGUAACAGUAAUACAGAAAACUCAAGUUCUACUUCAUGCAGCUUUACAACAGAAAACAAACAUGAUUUAUAUAAUAAAAAUGAAGAUAAGUAUAAGGGUGAUGGAAGAUUAUGUAAAAUCUGUUAUAAUGCAGAAAUGAGUAUAGUAUUUUUACCUUGCAAACAUAUGAUUUCAUGUGGUAAUUGCGCAUCUGUUUUAGAUAAAUGUCCUAUUUGUCGAAAAUCUAUAGAUUUAAUAAUAACUGCAAUUUUAUCAUAAAUAGUAUUAACAUAUUUUAUAUAAUAAAUAAGAAGAAUCUUAUCUUAAGUAUAUAGAUAAAAGAACUCAUAUAUG